Molecule: messenger RNA, 4378 nt
Organism: Episyrphus balteatus (marmalade hoverfly)
Lineage: Eukaryota; Metazoa; Arthropoda; Insecta; Diptera; Syrphidae
Gene: Pits
Product: interferon regulatory factor 2-binding protein-like A
Exons: 4
Coding region: 642-2210 (522 amino acids)
Biological process (GO): regulation of transcription by RNA polymerase II
Cellular component (GO): nucleus
Molecular function (GO): transcription corepressor activity
Source: RefSeq, a predicted model, not a curated record
UAUUUGGCCGCAGACAAUUUUCUGAGUUCGAAAGGAAGGAGUGUACGUUUUUAGCGCGCUGCACGCCCAGACAGAAAUUAAGAGCAAGUAUAAAGAAAGAAAACAAUUUUUUAUUCUCAAAGGAAAUCUUAGACCCGAAUUUCCAAUUGGAUAUUUAAGAUACUAAAAUACUUCCUUAUAUAAUUAAUUAUAACUCGAGAUGUAAAUUAAAAAAGCUGCGAAACUCGCGCGCGAUAUCAAAAUCAGAAUACUUAUAAAAGUAAACCAGCUUGAAAAAAGAUUCGAUUGAUAAAACUCAUUGUGAGUGUGAAUUGAAAAUUUGUUGUUGAAUUUUCAAGUGCUUGUGCGGAGCCGAGCGAACUGUGGAGUGUAGUGUCAGUGAAAGGCUAUUUACGAGACACAACGGGAGUGUGCGUAUUUUUCUGUCAAUAAAAUACUGCUCUAUCAAGUGUAUAAUAAUGUAAAGUGAAUUUGCAAAAUGCAAUAUAAAAAAUAAAAGUGCAUUGAAUUUAUUUAUUAGUACCUACACAGCGCAAAAGCCCUUUUCGGAAUUUAUUUUAUUUUUUUUUUGUUGGUAAUUUGAACGACUAGCCGUCAAAAUAGAUCGCGAUCACGUCGGAAGUUCCGCCCGGUUUGUCAGGAUGUCGCUACAAACUAAACGACAACACUGCUACCUGUGCGACUUGCCGCGUAUGCCGUGGGCAAUGAUUAAUGAUUUUUCGGAAGCCGUGUGUCGUGGUUGCGUUAAUUAUGAAGGCGCUGAUAGAAUCGAGCUUGUAUUAGACGCGGCGCGACAAAUGAAACGCUUACACCAAGCCGCAAAACGCAGUCAUGAAAAUGGUGAAGUUGUUCAACAGCAGCAACAACAACACCGAAAUAGCAGCGGCGGUGUUGGCAACGUAUCCGUUGGCAACGCUGGACCGCAGCAACACCAUCACGCAUAUACAACUCAACGGAUUGGCCCUCCACCGCCGCAGCCAACUUUAAUGGAUUUCCCGGUCAAAAUUGAGUCGCAUGAAGCAGCAGUUCGUCCUGUAAGAAUAUCACACAUGCCACCACAUCACAUGACGAUGCCAAAUCGUGCUGCUGUGGCGGCGGCCGCUGCAUCUGGCAACGGUCCCCCAAUACCAACUUCUUUGUCUGUGAAUCUUAAAAGACCACCGCCAGAUGAUGACGAUGGACAUGGGCAUAGUGACGCACCUACUGGCAUGAAACGUAGUGCUUCGACUGCAGAUGAUUCGCCGUCGGGUGGACGACCACCGCUUACUAGAGGCGAAUCAUUGCCUGCAGUUUCAUUUGUGCAGGAUCGACAACAAGGAUUACGCGAUAAGCAUCAGCCCGUUAGGGCACCGUCCUUUGAUUCGACUACUUUUAAGCCAGGCGGUAAGUUUUUUUAUCCAACAAUGCCACAUCCGCCAGUGUCGCUGGGUAAUUCAACGCCACCAGCAUUACCAACAUCACAACCACAAUCAAUACCACCACCACCUCUGCCACAAUUAACAUCUGCCUCUUCAGUCACUCAAUUAGCUCAAAGUCCGAUGGCUAAUUUAAUGUCAAUUACAGAGACAUUACCUCCAGGUAGCCCUCGAAAUGGCCCUAGCCCACCAGGACCACCACCACCGAGAACGGCGUCAAGAGGCAGCCAGCAUUCCCCAAACAGUUCUGGAUCGUCAUCCGGUCGUAGAUCUUCAGGUUCAAGGCAUGUAUCCAGCACUACAGUCACAAGCACGGAGGUCCAGUCAAAUCAAGGACCCCAAGUAGGACCCGCAUCAGUGGGCGGUGGUUCAGUGGGACCAAUUCCCCCUGGUUCAAAUAGUUCAGAGAGUGGAGGGGUAGGGACGAAUAAUGGCGGGUCAACAGGCAACGGAAAUAGUUCCAAUGGUGGAGGUCCACCUGCUAAUGCAGUACCUACGUCAGCAGCUCAAGCGCCAACCUCUGCGCAGAAUACAACCCUAAAGUGUACGUUGUGCCAAGAAAGGCUCGAAGACACGCAUUUUGUGCAAUGCCCCUCUGUAAAUCAUCACAAGUUUUGUUUCCCCUGCAGUCGUGAAAGUAUUAAGAGACAAAAUGGAUCCGGUAACGAAGUCUAUUGUCCAAGUGGCGAACGCUGUCCGCUAGCCAAUUCAACUAUACCGUGGGCAUUUAUGCAGGGAGAGAUUGCGACGAUCUUAGGCGAAGAAGUCAAAGUAAAAAAGGAACGUGAAUCUUAAUGACUCUUUUACUCCAAAAAAGUAAGGAGAAUUUUGAAAUAUUUUAAAUAACUGGACAACAACAGCAGCACCAACGAAAACAAUCCAAAUCGAAAAUCCUAGACGCAGUCAAACUUUUUUGAAUACACAAUAUGGAUUUUUUUGUUCUAUUUAGAAUAAUAAAAAAAAACUAACACUAAACUUUGGUCAAACCGAAAAGAGUUCGAUUAAAAAAGUUGUAAUAAAUCCAGAAAAUCCAUUUUGUUCUGGAGAGAAAAAAAAAAACACACACACACAACUUAAUGUUGGUAACGACUCUAUUUGAAAAACAAAUAAGAAAACAAAACAGGUUUUUACAAAUGAAAAACAGUUUUUUAAUACAAAUUGAAAUUUGUAAACAUUUUACAACAGUUAAAGUUUGUUAUUGCAAAUUAACCGAAUGAAUAAUAUAUAUAACCAAUAUAUAUAAAAUUAUAAACUAAAAAAAAAACUAUAUAUAAUGAGAAAAUUUUGUGAUAUUGCUACAAACAUUAGAGAAAAAAAGAGAAAUAAAUACAAAUUUGUAAUAAUAUAAAAAAUAGCAAUAACAUAUUUGGUAGUGAGAAUUGUUCGUCUUGUGUAUAGACGAAAUUCGCAAAGAUAAGCUUAAACCUCUAAAUGUGUGUUUUAUAAAUAUAACGUAUUGUAGUUGUUUAAAUCUUAUUAAUUUUGUAUAUUUUUAGUUUUUAAAUAAUAUUUAUGUGUAUUGGAUAAGUUAACACCUCAAAGAGGUAGAAAUUAAAUCUUAAGGGAUUAAUGUAAAGUAUAAAGCUAAAGUGUUGGGAGGAUUUAUUUACUCGAUUAUUCUUUUGGAAUGAUUUUUGAACUAAGACCUGUGGUCAAAUCGUCGCAUACGUUAACGAGUAACUCGUUAACGAAAUCUGUUCAUUUGGCAUGAUGUCAUACGUACAGUAAACGACUUCGUAUUCAACUGAACGGAAUAUCAUUCGUUUGGUUUGAAGCUUUCGAACAAAUUGUUAAUGGGUUCAAAAAGUAAUGAAAAUAUAAGAAUAUCUUAUUUUAAAAAUAAUCAAACUGUUUGAAAUCACGAAAACAUACAUUAGGGCAUAUUUUAACAAAAUAAAAUUUCACCAAAAGAGUUCAAAGCAACAGCACCAACCCCCAAUGAUUUAAGAAAAAAAUAAUUCCUCAAAUUAGAAUUAUAUGGAAAAAAAAAUUUGAUUUUAAAACUAAAACGACGUGAUUAGCCAAAAAAAUAAUAAAACUCUUAAAAAAAAUAAAAAAAAAAAUUCUUGUCAAAAGUGGGAUUCGAACUCAUGUCAUUUACGCUCCCAUAUCUUUAGAAAGCAACUUUGUUUUUUGAGUCAGGCGCCUCAGACCACUCGGCCAUCCUCGCAUAGGGGUCGACGAAGUCAAAUUUAUCACCAAUUAUGUUUUGGCCUAUGCAGUUGUACAUUCUACCAAAAAUUUCGUUCUGUUUUCUAACGUAUGCCGUCAUCCCAAUCGCUGUGCUCGUUUAAUGUAUCACGAAAUUAUCUUUCGUACGCUUGAGGUUUCGUCAACGGAUGCGACGAUUUGGCCCCUGUAUUAUUUAGAUGUUUCGGAAAUUAUUUGAUUAUGAUUGGGAGAGUUUUUAUCAUUUAAAGUCAACAUACAACAAUAAUUGAUUUAAAAGUUUUCACAAACCGGAAAGGUAUACGGUAGAGGCAUGGGUAACAAUACAAAAUUGUAAAUCAAUAACGCUUACGGUAUACUGUCACCAAGUGUGCAUCUAUAUUUACCGUUACAAAAUAACUUACGUAUCGUUGUACCUGUAUAGCUAUCCUAUACAUUUCUGGUGUGCCAAUAUCUGUAAUGAAAAUAAAAAUUGAGUACCCAGUAAAUUGUUAGAUAAGAAUAAAGCAUGCUUUUAUUUGGAAUCACAUUUUUAUAUACAUAAUUUUAAAGAAAAAUUGUUUCAAAUUCAGAAUCUGUGUAUAAAUAAGAAAGAAAUUUCUAAUCUCACGAUUGAAAGAAUAGGCGGCUAAAUUUAUAAGCCAGUUUGACUUUUAAAAAGUUUUCGUUACAGCCACAUCCGCAAUUUCAGAUGUUGUGUUCCGAGUUUCUUUUAAGAGCCAUUUUGUUUGAAAGGGUAUUACCAGGAAGUUAUGCACUGCUUUCUUCAAGUAUCAAUUCUUUUUUUUUUUUUU